Messenger RNA from Macrosiphum euphorbiae (potato aphid), 513 nucleotides. The record is from the annotation of a GenBank genome assembly. Lineage: Eukaryota; Metazoa; Arthropoda; Insecta; Hemiptera; Aphididae.
AUGAUACAAACAAAUUCCCGGGGCCACGAUCAAUGUAUAAGGAGUGGUGUAGCGAAGACGCUACAACACUCCGAAGAGACGGCAUUAAAAUUCUACCAGGUGCCAGGCACCGACGAGGCCCUGAGGAUAGAUACGGCCGAUCAGACAGCGAGGUUUGAGGAGGAGGUGAUGAAGGAGUUCGACGAUAUAUUCGCCCCGGAACCCUACAUCAACCUGAACAACGGCGCACAGGUGCGAGAAAAAUUGAUAGAAUCGACGGCGUACACAAUGCACCCGACGGCCGUGAUAAGUGACGGAUUUAUCAAAAAAAUUCAAAGACAAUUCAACCGGUCUGUGCUGGACAGCCGGGUCGAUAUAAUAUACGAAUACGCCGUCCAAUACCACACCGCCGAUAACAUAGACAAACGGACGUUGACGGACUUGACGAGAGAGAAAAAAAUACAUUUCGUUACACAGGAUAUCGACGUGGUAGGUACUAUCGAAAUUAAAACGGAAACUCCUCGAACUUCGUAG